AUGUUGUCAGCAACUUUCAAACUGUGCUGUGGGAUCUCACAGGAGCACCUCCGAAAGAUGACUGGUUUGAAGAGAAUGGCUCUCUCAGCUAUUGGGCAUGACACAAGAGGACUCAUGUCAAAAGGAUCUCACUGCCUGUCUUCUACAGUUCCUGAUUAUAUUCGGAGGAUAAUGUGGAAGGACCCUGCUGCGGGUGAAAAACAUGGCUCUGAAGUUAACUCCAGCUGGUUUUCAAACACGGAGCUUUCCUAUGUGAAUCAAGGAGAAGCCACCCUGCGUAGGGCUUUAGGGAUACUGCAGCAGCAAGAUGGCUGGCAGACAGAAACCUACCAGGGAAAAGGAGAGUUGGUGCUGAGUACAGUUCUUCCCAGGCUCGGCAAAGUCUUCCGAAUGGAGACAGUGCUGGACGUUCCAGUGGACCAGCUAUACUAUGAGCUGUUUGAGAAGCUGGAGCAAAUGCCUGAGUGGAAUCCUACCCUUAGUCGAGUCAAGAUCCUCCAAAGAAUUGGGAAGGACACGUUGACUCAUGAGAUCACUGCUCAGUGCCCUGGGAACCUCAUUGGUCAAAGGGACUUUGUCAGCGUACGGCACUGCUGGAAGAAGGAGACAACUGUGUAUCUGGUUGGCACUGCAACCCACUCCGAGUUCAUGCCCAUGCAAAAGGGGCAAGUCAGGGCUGAGUCUGGGUUGAGCUGCAUUGUUCUGCAACCGCUGGAGGGUGACCAACGUCAGACUCGCUUCACCUGGCUCCUGAGCAUGGACCUCAAGGGAUGGAUCCCCAAGUCCAUUAUCAACCGUGUCCUACCUCAGUCUCAAGCGGACUUUAUCAGACACCUACGCCAGCACCUUUCCACCACAGCACAACCCUGA
Molecule: messenger RNA, 870 nt
Organism: Emys orbicularis (European pond turtle)
Lineage: Eukaryota; Metazoa; Chordata; Testudines; Emydidae
Product: steroidogenic acute regulatory protein, mitochondrial-like
Biological process (GO): steroid biosynthetic process; intracellular cholesterol transport; regulation of steroid biosynthetic process
Cellular component (GO): mitochondrion
Molecular function (GO): cholesterol transfer activity; cholesterol binding
Source: RefSeq, a predicted model, not a curated record